AUGAGAAUAUACCUGUCCUGUCUACUUCCCGCUAUAAUUCCUGAAAUGUAUGGUAAGAGCCCUCUCCAUCAAAAAAGCGACCUCUUGCAAAGAAAGGAUGUAGAGAAUGCAGUCUCGAGGUUAAGCAAUUUGGUGAGCAGCAAGAGUAGCAGUCUUUUGGACAGGGAGAGUGGGUCUUUUCUUUUUUCCAGAAGAAAAAAAAGAAAGGAGGAAGGCUCAAGGUCGGAGAGCAGUGAAGAUAGUGAGGAAUCAGAGGGAGACUCAAAGCCGGAGAGCAGUGAAGAUAGUGAGAAAGAAAAGAGUAACGAGAAUGAUAGUGAAGAUGGGGAAGAAGAUGAAAAUAGUAGCAAUGAGGAAGAAGAAGAUUCUUCUAGUAGUAAAGGAGGAAGCGGUCCUGAGGAUAUUGCAAGGGAAACCCUUGAAAAAAUAAAAGAUACACCACAAGGGAAGGCUGUGAAGACACUUCGAAAUAUUUUCCCGUUUGGAUAA
Encephalitozoon cuniculi GB-M1 is the source of this 489-nucleotide messenger RNA. RefSeq lists its product as uncharacterized. The transcript has a single exon. NCBI's taxonomy places the organism in Eukaryota, Fungi, Microsporidia, Unikaryonidae. Bases 1 to 489 code for a protein of 162 amino acids. The record is from RefSeq and is marked provisional.